Messenger RNA from Drosophila willistoni, 1792 nucleotides. RefSeq lists its product as uncharacterized. The transcript has 2 exons. Lineage: Eukaryota; Metazoa; Arthropoda; Insecta; Diptera; Drosophilidae. The record is from RefSeq and is a predicted model, not a curated record. Bases 121 to 1179 code for a protein of 352 amino acids. Gene Ontology annotation, molecular function: 1-phosphatidylinositol-3-kinase regulator activity. Gene Ontology annotation, biological process: phosphatidylinositol phosphate biosynthetic process; intracellular signal transduction. Gene Ontology annotation, cellular component: phosphatidylinositol 3-kinase complex.
GCCCAUCUCUGUGGGCAAAAACAAAUUCUUAUCAUUUAACUAUCAUUAAUCAUAGUUCCGAUUUUAGCAUAAUGAUGUGAUAAAUACGUGAAAGGAACUGCACUGCCAAUUCCAAUAAAAAUGAGCAACAGCCAUAAUGAACGCACGAACGUGAAUGAUGGAGACGGGAAUAGUGAAAGAGCCAGAGUGGGCGGAGGAGUGAAUGGUGGAGGUGGCAGUCAGCAGGAUUCAUCAACAAAGGAAAAGCGUGGCUGGUUCCAUUCCUUAACCAGACGAAAGAAAUCCGACUCAGGCAACUCCUCACAUAACAACAAUAACGAAGGUUGCGUCCUUGAUGCAAGUGGACCCAAUACUGGCGCAGAUGCUGCAUGCUCGAUGGCCUUGGCCAGCUGCAGCAACAGCUCCUCCAAUGGUGGCACCCUGCGCAAGCGUAAGGACAAAAAAACCAUGUUCUCCCGUUUACGCAAAAAGAUGGGCCAAAGACUCAGUUCCAUACGCAAUUGGCACUCCAUGGGCGAAGAUUGCGAAUGUGAUGGAGGCACCACAGAUGCCACUUAUGAGUUUCUAACUCCACCCACAUCCCGUAUGGAGCCCACAUUGCCCUUCACCCAUGACUAUAUGCGUUUCAUAAGAAAGAAGUGGCUGGAACGACCCGAUCAGAACGGACCCAAUGAGGUCAUGUACAAAGCCUGCUCAGAAAUGCUCAAUCAAGUUUGGUAUUGGGGUGAAAUAUCCAGGCGAGAUUCUCAGCGGCAGCUAAGCGACAAGCCUACUGGAUCCUUUCUAGUACGCGACUCCGAGACCAGUGGCUCCCAAUUUACACUCAGUUUUCGCAUUGUUAAUGUCACUUUGCAUUAUCGCUUGGAAUUUCGUGAUGAUUUUUGGCAUUUCGAAGAAUUGAAAUAUGAAUCGAUUGUGAAAAUGAUUGACGACAUCUUACAUCGAUGCACCAAUGAUAAUUUUGUUUGCUUUGUCAAAGUACCCAAUGAGAUACAGCCGCCGUUCCCAGUGAUCCUUAAAUAUCCCCUUAGUCGUUACUUGAAUAUGCCCAAGCUGCAGGACUUGUGUCGCCGCGUCCUGCAGAGGCAAAUGCCAAUGGAUGAAUUGGCCCAACUACCCGUACCCGCAAAAAUGUUGGAGUACUUGUCCGUGGAAAGAGAAUUAGUAUUUCAGAGCUAAGCAGAGGUAACAGUCAGAAGUCUCUGCUUUCGCUGCUGGUAUAAGCUUUAACAUGGAAUGUAAACGCAUCGCAGAAACCAAAGAGGUUGACAAGAAGGAUAAGAAACAUUUCUACCACACGCACACACAGUCGCACUCACUCUACAUACAUAAAUUUCAUGUGUAUGCUUUUACUCUUUUAGUAUUAAAAAAAGUAUCAAAUAUACAAACACAUAUAUGUAUGUAUAUUUACGUAUGUUAUUGGCCAAAAAUGUUCGGUUAGUUCGUGUUUUCCAUAUGGAUCUUGGUCAAGUCUGUGUAACCAAGCAUCUCUCCUUAAAUCAAAACUAACAAUAGUCUUAAGACAAAUUUGUAUAUUUACGUUAUACUCGUGUAUUCGCAUUUGAUUCUGAUUCCUACAACAAAAACUCUGCUACAUCUAGAAAUUACAUAUAUGUAUCGCAUAAUAAAUAUAAUAAUAGCAUAAGCAGCUUUAUAUAAUACAUACUGGGAACUGAAUCUGUUCUAAGCAAAAUUUUACUCUAUUGUUGCAAAAAUGUGUAUGAAUGUUACUUAUUUAACAUUAAUUUAUGUAUGAUGAUUUCAACAACAAAUAAAUUAUUAAUUAACUCGA